AGAAGAUAAAGAUCUUUAUCUUCUCCUUCUUGUCUCUCUUCUUCUUCUCCACGACCAAUGGAUCAGAAGGCAAAUCAGAUGUUUAUAGAAAUGAGCAUGAACUGCAACUGGGUUGGUAAGGAAUGUGUUGAGGAUGAUAAUGAUAUUUGUGAAUCGUCAUCCAUUGGAUCUGUCUCAGAAGAUUCAACAGGUUCGGUGUGUUCAUCUUCUUCAUCAGAAUUGACGGAGGAGGCAUCCUCUUCAACAAACUAUCUGUCAACUUCAGCUUCAUCUUCACACUCGAGUGGGCCUUUAUAUGAUGUAUCAGAGCUCAUGACUCAUCUGCCAAUAAAGAGAGGGCUAUCUGUGUUUUACCAAGGGAAGGCUCAGUCUUUCACGUCCUUAGAGAGGGUACAGAGCUUAGAAGAUCUUCCUAAGAAAUGUACACCUUACAGAAAGAAAAUCAAGUCAUGUAAAAGCUAUGGAGCUGAUUUGGAUAGCCACAGAAACAUAUCAUACUCUCCAAAGGCUACAAUAUCAAAGAGAGCUUCAAAGCCAUCUUUUGCAUCUUCUCUCCACAGAAGAGGGAGUCUCCUGGGAAUGCAUAGGCCUUCCAUUGCUGCUCACGAAACUCAUAAGAUCCCAACCAGUUAGAGAUCCUUUUGUCAUAAAAUCCUUUUAUGUCCAAAGUUGAGCUGUCCUUUUCCCCCCCUCUUUUGGCGGAUCCUUUUGUCAUAAAAUCCUUUAUUUGAUUCUCACAUCUUCAUCUCUUUAUAUAUAUAAUUCUUUGAGGAGUCAUACUGUUAUUUAUUUAAGUUAUGAUUUUGCCAUGCUUUAGAUGGCGACUUUCUGUAUGUUUCAGUUAUCAUUCAUUAUGAUGACUCAUCAACUGAUUAAUGAUUAGCAGCAUGAAUUGGGAGAUAUCGUCA
Messenger RNA from Neltuma alba, 908 nucleotides. RefSeq lists its product as uncharacterized. Lineage: Eukaryota; Viridiplantae; Streptophyta; Magnoliopsida; Fabales; Fabaceae. The transcript is spliced from 3 exons. The record is from RefSeq and is a predicted model, not a curated record. The coding region runs from base 58 to 633 and encodes 191 amino acids.